AUGGUAACCCAAAGAAGAAUAUAUUGGAUCACAAAAAAAAGAACUCUCAGGGAAGAAGACCGCAAGCAGGGUAGGCUACUCUAUCGACAAUGUCCGAAGACAGGGAAGGAUUCGUUCCCCAAUGCUGCUGAAGAAGUCGUUCAAAUAUCACGAGAAGAACUAGAAGAACUGCUGAAUCAAGCUCGCCAGACUGUGGCGCCACCUCCUGUAACAUUGCCAUCGUCGGCUAAUACUCCUACCUCUUCGUCAAAGCCCAAUUUCUCAAAACCCGGCUUGGCUCGACAGUUUGAUUUCAACUCUAGCAUUCUGAAUAUCCUGACUCCUCUUAUGGAAUUUGCUCCCGAAGAUUUCGAGAUAAGAGGCAAUCUAAGCCGUGCUAUUACCCUGUUGACGCAGAGGAACGAACUCCUCACUAUAGCGGACACGGAUCCGGAAGUAUUCGAAUUUUAUGAUCAGCAUGCAAAGACUGAAAGCAUGCAGACCACUAAUCCUAUUCUCGCUGCAUUCUUAAGGGAGAAGAAAAAGAAUGAAGAUAAAAAGCCCACUGUAUCACGCACAGCCGUAUGGAAGACUAGGAGGCACCCCUAUAUGCCUCCUAGUCAGCCCUUUCGGUACGGAGGAGCGGCAUGGGCACCCGUUCCUCAAGGAACCCAGCCUUUUUUCGCAUACCAGAUACCCGCGCAGUACCAGGGCGGCCAGCAGGGCCGGCAGAACCCACAUUAG
Necator americanus (New World hookworm) is the source of this 723-nucleotide messenger RNA. RefSeq lists its product as uncharacterized. Bases 1 to 723 code for a protein of 240 amino acids. The record is from RefSeq and is a predicted model, not a curated record. The transcript has 3 exons. Lineage: Eukaryota; Metazoa; Nematoda; Chromadorea; Rhabditida; Ancylostomatidae.